Acanthochromis polyacanthus (spiny chromis) is the source of this 1355-nucleotide messenger RNA. RefSeq names its product sterile alpha motif domain containing 13 (gene samd13). The transcript has 5 exons. Bases 294 to 620 code for a protein of 108 amino acids. Lineage: Eukaryota; Metazoa; Chordata; Actinopteri; Pomacentridae. The record is from RefSeq and is a predicted model, not a curated record. Gene Ontology annotation, molecular function: protein binding.
CCCAUGAUGCCCCGCUGUCAUGUGGGCGAAGGAAGCGGAGCCGAUGAUCAGAAGCUAGUUGCUUUACUUGAUUAAAUCCUGAUUUUAUCAAACUAACACCGCCGCUUAUUAAUUAGUAAAAAAAAAAAACCAGUGAUUAGGAAAGUUUUUACCCUUCAAACUCCGUUAACAGGUCGGACCGGCGGCGGUUGUCAAACGGGAAUCUUCUAAAAAUAAGCAGAGACAUGCAGUGAGCAGCACAGAGGAUCAACAGGGAUGGAUUUUGAACUGCCAACACACUGAGAAGACAUCUGAUGAAAAAUUACUGCAACGCUACAGAUUCCGUCAUGGAAGACAAGGCAAAUGGCUCCGUUGACACCAAAAGUCCAGUGGAGAACGGUCAGCUGCCGGACCCUUCCAACUGGGGGGUUGCAGACGUCGUCAAUUACUUCAAAGCGACGGGGUUCGAGGAGCAAGCGACGGCUUUCCAGGAUCAGGAGAUCGACGGCAAGUCUCUGCUCCUGAUGACGCGUAACGACGUCCUGACAGGGCUGUCGAUAAAGCUCGGCCCGGCGCUGAAAAUCUACGAGUACCACGUGAAGCCGCUGCAGACCCAGCACCUGAAGAGCAACGCCUCAUAGCGGCCGUUCGCCCGGCGGCCACCUCAGCGACAAUCACGGCGUCAGGAAGAGCCCGGGUCGGCCUCACCAAGACUCCUCCGCCCGCCGGCUGCGGCACCUUUAGCAGGAUUUGAAAUGUUUUUAUAAGGACGGGCUGCACACGGAGUCAGCUGUUUACCCUUUCAGCCAUUCUUAGUUCUGCUGCUUGAGAUGUUAUUAUUAUUAUUAUUAUUAUUGUUAUUGUUUGUGUGUGUUUUAUUUAAAAGAACAACAUUUUGAGGGGGAGAUACUCGGCAGGUGUGAUAUUUGUGUGCAAAGUGAAUUAACCUGUGAUGAAAAUUUAAAAAGUAUUUGUAUAUAAGAUGAUAUAUAUAGUUGUGUUGUACCCGAACACUUUGAUACGUGCCGGAAAAUUACCCCCGUUUUGCCCUUAAAUCAGUUUUUACGUUCGAAACUGCGCAUCUGAGUCGUCCUUAGCAUGUAGAGAGUUUGUUUUCCACACACAAAGGACCCAAACGAAAAGCCUCCUCAGUCCUGAACACCUUUGUUAUCCAGGCUGGAGGCUCUUGAUAUGGAAGUAUUUCUGUGUAUAUAUGUUCUUACUCUGUACCUACCUGUGGUGCUUUCAGCGUUGUCGCACAGACAGCUGUUCUGAAGUGUGUCUGACCAAUGUAAAUGUGCAACAAAACACUGGAGUUUGAAUAUCAGAAUCAAGACGUUUGCAAUAAACGGUGCUCUUUUCUCACCAAAGAACAA